UUGAGGGAAAGUGUCUGUGAGAGCAAAGUCAGCGCAGAGAAGCCGGUGCAAGCAGAGCUGACAGUUCAGGAGGUGGAUGAGAUGCUGAUCAAGUGUGAAGGUGGCAUCGAGGCAGCCCUGGAAUAUGCCAAGAUGUGGUGUAAAUAUGUCAAGGAGCUUCUCAGCUGGAUGGAGAAACGUCUGAGCUAUGAGACAGAGUUUGCCAAAGGGAUGGUGAAGAUCGCGGAGUCGGGUCGCAACAACAUCUGCCACCAGCACAAGAUGCCCCUGAGGAGCCUCUACACGAUGGUCCUGGAACAGGACAUCAAAGUUGGGAAUUCUGCCACUGAGACUGUAGGGUUGCUCCAGCAGAAGGAAUUCUACCAGCCUCUGUCAGCCAAGAAGAAUGAAAUUGAGAAGUGGAGGAAAGAAUUCAAGGAUCAGUGGACAAGGGAGCAAAAGAGAAUGAACGAGUCCUUGUCCUCCCUGCGCAAGUCCCGCCUGCAGUACGUCCAGCGCUGCGAGGAGCUGGAGAAGGCCAAGCAGUUGAGUGCCAAGGCAGAGGAUGAGCUCCAGAACGUGGCCACCACCAACCCCAGCAGUGCCAACAAGCAGCUGGAGAAGCGACGUCGUUCCUGCGAGGAGGCACAAGCCAAGGUCCAGGAGACAGAAGCUCUGUACAAAACGUGCAUCAACGAUGCCAAUUUCCGGCGCCAGGAGCUGGAGAAGGUUCGAGCUCGGAUCGUCUCCCACGUGCGGAAGCUCAUCUACCAGGGGGAUGAAGUGCUGACCUGGGUCACUUUAAGGAUGUUUAAGCAGAGGCAGAGUCAGUCAGAACAGAUCCCAGUUGGAUACCAGCACCUGGCUGAGGUCUGCAAGCCCUACAAAGCUGGUGAGAAAUACCUGGAGUUCAUCCAGGCCCUGCAGAAGAAAGAGAUCCAGGUGGAAGUGUUUGAGUUUGAGCCACUCACUUCUGGAGGGCAGAGGUCCCCUUCCAGUGGCAAUAAGAAGGUGACAUCUCAUCACACCACAGCAAAGGACCUCAGCACACCAGAUGACCCCACCAGGAAGCAGUUCUCCACAGAUGGGGACCAGAGUGUGAACAAAUCCCUCUGCAGUGACACAGAAAGUCUUGGUGGGAGCUGUGAGUCCCGGUCCUUGGACUCUCCUAAUUCCAGCCCAGGAAACUCCACCAGGAAGUUGCUGAAAGCUCCGUCCACCAGCACCAUGUCCUCCUCAGAUGACUUUGAAGAGAGAGACUCCUUGCAAACGUUGGAGAACGAAAAUGGGACACCCCAGCAGCAGCUGAGGAACGUUCUCCUGUCCAGCGCGGCUCAGAGCCACCGGCUGCGGAAGCUCCGAGGUCCCUCCAAGUGCAGGGAGUGUGACACCUUCAUGGUCAGUGGCUUCGAGUGCGAGGAGUGCUACCUGGCCUGCCACAAGAAGUGCCUGGAGAACCUGCUCAUCACCUGUGGCCACAAGAAGUUGCCCAACCGAGUCCCCCUCUUCGGCAUCGACUUCACGCAGGUUCCUCGGGACUUCCCAGAAGAAGUUCCCUUCAUCGUGGUGAAAUGCACCUCAGAAAUUGAAGCUCGUGCCUUGGGGGUGCAGGGCAUCUACAGGAUAAGUGGAUCCAAAGCCCGGGUGGAGAAGCUGUGCCAGGCGUUUGAGAACGGCCGGAACCUGGUGGAGCUUUCUGAGCACUCCCCCCAUGACAUCACAGGGGUCCUGAAGCAUUUCCUGAAGGAGCUCUCGGCCCCAGUGCUGAUGUCCCAGCUCUAUCAGGACCUCAUGGCUCUUGCCAAAGAUUUGCAGAAACCUGGAGAAGAAAAAUUGGAUUGUGCAGGUUUCCCUUCUGAUCCCAUCCAGAGCAUGAAGGAUCUGCUGAGUAAAUUGCCUGGAAGCAACUACAACACCCUGAGGCACCUGAUUGCCCACCUGUACAGGGUGGCAGAGAAAUAUGAAGAGAACAAGAUGUCCCCAAACAACCUGGGAAUCAUCUUUGGGCCAACGCUGAUCCGACCAAACUCAGGGAAUGAUGUCUCCAUGUCAUGCCUGGUUGACUCUGGGUAUCAAGCCCAAAUUGUGGAAUUCCUCAUCCAGAACUAUGAGAGGGUUUUUGGGAUGGAAGAGCUGCCUCCAUCCACGUCCUUGGGAUGUGAAAACCCUUCCCAAGAACCAACGAGUGAAAAGGAUGAAGGACCUGAGGGCCCAAAGACAAUCCAGAAUGUAACUCCAGAGGAGCCCAUGGGCCUUCUUGACCACCAGGACACACUGACCCCCCCUGAACCUCCUCCUCUCCAGCUGAACUCAAGAGGUUGGUCCAAGAUGUCCUCAAAUUCCUCCUCCCAGUGUGGUUUCACUGUGGAUGGUGUCUCUGAUGAUGAGUCUUCCAGUGAAGCCACCCAGAAAGUGUCUCUGGAGGGAACCCACAGCCUGUUGAGCCUGGAUGCUGGAGGGCUGAACAGCAGUGCUGGCUCAGAGCUGGAGGACUCCAUGCAGGAGAAGAGGGACAGUGACUGGGACAUGGUCCCAGGGACCCAACCCAGGUGCCACUUCAGCCGCCAGCCCGUGAAGUACGUGCGGGCUCCGGGAAAAACCAAACCAGCCAUUCCCAGAUCAUCCAACUUGAGGACUACCACAUUGGCUAACGUGGCUACUGAGUCUGGUGGAGAAGACAACCCUCCCAAUGGCAGCUCCAUGGCCAAGGACAUCCCAGAGGAGGACAUGAGGAGCAGGAACAGGUCACCAGACACCAACGCGCUCCAGAGGGAGGUGGCAGCUCCAAUGCUUGGAGAUCACACGGAUCUCCAGGAUUGUCUCCAAGUUGAACCUUGA
Molecule: messenger RNA, 2817 nt
Organism: Chaetura pelagica (chimney swift)
Lineage: Eukaryota; Metazoa; Chordata; Aves; Apodiformes; Apodidae
Gene: GMIP
Product: GEM interacting protein
Exons: 19
Biological process (GO): activation of GTPase activity; negative regulation of GTPase activity; signal transduction
Cellular component (GO): plasma membrane
Molecular function (GO): GTPase activator activity
Source: RefSeq, a predicted model, not a curated record